This is a messenger RNA of Juglans regia (Persian walnut), 1050 nucleotides long. RefSeq lists its product as uncharacterized. The record is from RefSeq and is a predicted model, not a curated record. Bases 1 to 1050 code for a protein of 349 amino acids. The transcript has 3 exons. Lineage: Eukaryota; Viridiplantae; Streptophyta; Magnoliopsida; Fagales; Juglandaceae.
AUGACAGAAGUAAAUCCUCUCAAUUCUUCAGAAUCUUCUCGUCCCACUAAUCCUUCAGAUGACUCUUCUAGCCCAUAUUAUCUUCAUCCAAGUGAUAAUCCGGGUUCUCUCUUGGAUUCAGAAAUUUUUGUAGGAGAUAACUACAUCACUUGGAGUCGAUCGAUCACUAUGGCUCUCACUAUCAAGAACAAGGUAGCUUUCAUUAAUGGUUCGAUUACUGCUCCUCCUACUAAUCAGCAUGUUCAUCAUACUGCUUGGCUUCGUGCCAAUAAUUUGGUGCUUUCUUGGCUCAUGAAUUCUAUUUCUAAAGAUAUUAGAAAUAGUUUGCUUUAUGUAGCAUCUGCUGUAGAUCUUUGGAAUGAGUUAAAAACAAGAUAUUUGAGAAGCGAUGGCCCAAGGGUUUUUCUCCUUGAAAAAUCUCUCAGUUCUAUAACUCAGGGCUCUUCAUCAAUCACUGAAUACUUCAGUGUUUUCAAAACCUUAUGGGAUGAGUAUCAAUCUGAAUAUGUGUUAAAGUUCUUGGUUGGGUUAAAUGAUUCCUAUGCUUCAGUCAGAAGUCAAUUACUUCUUAUUUUCCCAUUGCCAAGCAUGGCUAAAGUCUUUUCUUUACUGCUUCAAGAGGAAAGCCAAAGACAAUUAACCAAUUCUGUAUGCCAUGAAACCCAUGCCUUGUUAGUCAAACAGAAUACUCAACCAUUUGUUCAGUCAAAGUUCUCCAAAGACAAGCAGAAGAAGUCUUCUUUGUACUGCACUCACUGUGGAUAUAAUGGACAUACAAUGGAAAAUUGCUUCCAAGUUCAUGGUUAUCCUCCUGGUUGGAUUGGACUUAAAGGAAAGCGAAAUCUUCCUACUGCCCAUGCUGCCAUUUCAACUGGAGAGGUUUACAUUCAAAACAGUAAUGAGAAUCAAAAGUUUUCUUUAACUUUUGAGGAAUUUACUAAACUACUAGCACUUGCAAAUUCUAAUCCAUCCCCUACACCAGCUGUGAACCUUGUUACUUCUCAAUUCUCUGGACCAAUCAGCAAAGAAGAUGAUUGGGAUUGCAUUUGA